UUGGUAUUUCAUUAUUACCAACCUCCUCAUACUUCCUGCCGCUAGGGGGCAGACACCGGGAUCCCGCCGGGUCACAGCUGAGCACUAUAUCAACGAGUGCUUCCGGCUCGAGUCUUCCUCUUUCCCUCUGCAUCGGGUCGCCGCCGCCAUGGUGAACGUCCCGAAGACCCGCAGGACCUACUGCAAGAAGUGCAAGAAGCACCAGCCUCACAAAGUUACCCAGUACAAGAAGGGAAAGGAUUCCCUCUACGCACAGGGUAAGAGGAGAUACGACAGAAAGCAGAGUGGUUAUGGUGGUCAGACUAAGCCCAUUUUCCGCAAAAAGGCGAAGACUACAAAGAAAAUUGUGUUGAGGCUUGAGUGUGUGGAGCCCAACUGCAGAUCCAAGAGAAUGCUGGCCAUCAAGAGAUGCAAGCACUUCGAGUUGGGUGGUGACAAGAAGAGAAAGGGCCAGGUCAUCCAGUUCUAAACUGUGGUCCAGUCUUCUGGAUGUUGUCACAAUUUUCAAUAAAUGUAGUAAAAGAAACAAA
Molecule: messenger RNA, 530 nt
Organism: Scophthalmus maximus (turbot)
Lineage: Eukaryota; Metazoa; Chordata; Actinopteri; Pleuronectiformes; Scophthalmidae
Gene: rpl36a
Product: ribosomal protein L36A
Exons: 5
Coding region: 149-469 (106 amino acids)
Biological process (GO): translation
Cellular component (GO): cytosolic large ribosomal subunit; ribosome
Molecular function (GO): structural constituent of ribosome
Source: RefSeq, a predicted model, not a curated record